AUGACAACCCUUCCAGACCCAACCAACGCCACUCGCGCAACCCCCAACAUCCCCAUCGAGAAAGCAACCCUCCACAUCGGCAGCUCAACCUUCAUAACUGCUCCGUCCCAUGAAGUCUGGGCUGCCCUGACGAACACCUCAACCUGGCCAAGCUGGAACACCUUUGUGCCACGCGUAACCAUUCGCUCCCAGCCAACCCCAGACCCAUCUCCAACUACCUCCGCACUGGACCCAACACCAGCAUCAACAUCCACACCAACCUCCCAACCCACAAAUACAAACACAACCCUAUCCCCAAUCCUCCAAAAGGGGACAAAAUUCACCUUACACGUUCGUAUGGAUACAACCUCCACCAAGGCCCAGCCCGCAACAGACGUCCAUGCCCUCGUCAGCGAAUGCAGAGCGCCGAACGCAGAAACCGGCGAGGUCGGCCGUAUUGUUUGGUGCGCUGACCCCGAAGCGUCGGGCUCGUAUUCGCCAUCACUCUUGAGGGCGGAGCGCGUGCAUGAGCUUACGGCUGUUGAGGCUGGGACGGAGGUACGGAAUUGGGAGGCGCAGGUUGGGUGGUUGGUUUAUGUGGUGCGGUGGAUGUAUAAGGUUAAGCUGCAAGCGAAUUUUGAGAUGUGGGUUGCUGAUUUGAAGGGAUUUGUUGAGGGGGGCAGUAAUGCUGGUUCUUCUUGA
Molecule: messenger RNA, 681 nt
Organism: Penicillium expansum
Lineage: Eukaryota; Fungi; Ascomycota; Eurotiomycetes; Eurotiales; Aspergillaceae
Product: SRPBCC domain-containing protein
Exons: 1
Coding region: 1-681 (226 amino acids)
Source: RefSeq, a predicted model, not a curated record